Messenger RNA from Ilex paraguariensis (yerba mate), 181 nucleotides. NCBI's taxonomy places the organism in Eukaryota, Viridiplantae, Streptophyta, Magnoliopsida, Aquifoliales, Aquifoliaceae. The record is from the annotation of a GenBank genome assembly.
AUGGAAGGGAUGAUGGAUAAGGGUGUAUUGGAUGACAUAAUAAGGAGGCUGCUGGAGGGUAGAGGUGGAAAACAGGUACAGCUAUCGGAGGGUGAGAUCCGUCAGCUAUGCGUCAACGCUCGCCAAAUCUUCCUCUCUCAACCCAAUCUUCUUCAGAUCCAUGCACCCAUCAGGAUCUGUG